AUGGUUUCUCUCAAUGAACAGCUCACGACAUUGGUCGAAAACUACACAGCUUGUGAUAUAUCUGACGCCCUACUCAAGCUGCAGAAGGUAGCAGAGGGCACCGCACCACGAGCAGGAUACUUAGCCGAUCUCACCCCCUUCUCCCCAAUAACCGGAAGAAACGACACAGCGCAGAAGAUCGCCGCUCCAGCAACUACAUUCAAGUUCCUCAAUAAGGGCGAUAGUCCACCAGCCAUCGCGAAUGAGAAUCCUGAUAAACAUGGUUUCCCGCCUGGUAAGCACUGGGUAGAUUAUGCAGGCGACUUCCAGGAUGCGGACCCAGCCAAUGCGGGGUCCAUUAUUGUGAUUGAACAGCCAGAUGAGCAGUACUGUGCUGUGACAGGUGGUAUUAUGGCAACGAGGAUGAAGUUCCUGGGUAUCAAGGCUGCUGUUGUAGGUGGCCGAGUGCGAGAUUUGAGGGAGUUGCAGGGCACAGAGCUUCCGAUAUGGGCGCGUGCGACUUCGACCGUCGGCACAGGUGCUGAAGCCAAAGCUGCCGUGCGCGAUGUGCCCAUCUCUGUCGGAGGAAUUACUGUAUCACCGGGAGAUAUUAUCUUCUGUGAUCCGAUGGAAGGAGUGGUCGCUAUUCCACGCGAUUUACUGGGCGCCGUCCUCGAGAUCAUGCCGAAAUUGAUCAAUAUGGAUGAACAGGCAAAGGAGGCCGUGGCACAAGGAAUGAGCGUCACAGAUGCCUUCAAGAAGUUCCGAGCAUAG
Molecule: messenger RNA, 753 nt
Organism: Penicillium pulvis
Lineage: Eukaryota; Fungi; Ascomycota; Eurotiomycetes; Eurotiales; Aspergillaceae
Product: RraA family protein
Exons: 5
Coding region: 1-753 (250 amino acids)
Source: RefSeq, a predicted model, not a curated record